AUCAUCGCUCGUCUUAUAAUAUAAAAAGAAAAUGAAAAUAUUGUUGGAAUUUAUCUCAAUACUUUAUAUCAUUAGCUUAUCGUCGGUGGUUUACGCGGGGCAAUUGUGCGACAAAGAAAUAUACGAUGCUGAGUUUCAUAUUCGAGGAAGAAAUGAGACUGUCAAAAAAAUUGAAGUUCUUGCCAUUUGGUCGCCCAUGCGCACAGGAUGGCACAAAGUCAACCAGUUGUGUUCAAAUUAUACAGGAUUGCCGUUAGAGAGAAAGUGUUAUCGUAGUAAUGAGACCAAAACAGCAACAUGGGACACCGAUGUUAGAGGAAUUGAACUACUGGAAUGUGAUUUUAUACCCAACAGCUGUGUGUCAGAAUCCUUUGUACAUGUCUAUCUCAAGAAAAACAAAGUACACCAACGGCAUGUCAAUACAUGGCCUUCAGCAAAGCUGGGAGAAUAUGCUAAGACCAAAGAUGUUUGUCUGCUUGACACUGGUCUGCCUUUGACACGUAAAUGUGUUUACAAUAGCAAAAACUACACGGUCAAUUGGGAGCAGGGGGAAAAGUACAAAAACAUACAAUGCCUGCUCGCAUUGGAACAAAAAAUAGUGACCCUCAACCUAACUAAUCUCUACAAGGAAGUGGAAGCCGAUAAUAAAACAAAUCAGGAAGCAGUCAAACAAUUGACAGAUAUAUUAUCCCAGCCUGAUACCGUGAGAAUAGCUACAGAUCUUGAGAUCUCUACCAACAUAUUGGAGACCAUCACUGCGACGGACAAGAGCCCAGAACUUAUGCCGAAAGUGGUCGAAGUCACCAACCUGAUAAUGCAUUCCAACGAGAAUGCUGUCAACAGUUCGAAACAAAUAGAAACCCCAACCAAUUUGUUGAAAACCGUCGAAACCUAUUUGGAUGAUAUGGCCGAUGUUAUAAUGCCAACGUACAAAUGCUCAGAGAUCCCAAGUGGAGUUAAUAAAAUCGAAGAGGAUCUUACCAGUGUUUUCUUUAUAAAUCCGCAUUGUUCGAAUAUAUCCGGCAUUGCUGUGUAUAGCAUGAAAAACCCGCAAGAAACAUCGAUUCUGUAUGACACUGCCACAAAGACAUAUUUUCGUUACAUACAUUUGAAUCAAACGCUGGAGGAGAUUUUAAAUGAACCUCAUCUGGAGGUAGCCAGCUUUAUUCCCCAAGAUGUGUGGCAAACAUUGCAAAAGGAGGCAUCGGAAAGUGUGACAGCUAUACGAUUUUCUCUAUACCGUAAUGGGAAUUUCUUUGUCAAUAAUAAGGACAAUGAAAUUACACCGGCAAGUGUUAUUAUGAAGAUGUCGCUACCUGGAUAUACAGAUGACUUACCCGGAUCUGUACCCCUCAUAUUCGGUAACAACCACGAGAUCUCUAAUGAAAAGCCCCAAUGUGGCACCUAUGACUACAAGGAGAAAUGGAAAAUGACUGGAGCCAGUGAAUUCUAUACCAAAUAUGCUGCAGUAUGCAAAAUCACACGACUCACCCCAUUUGGAGCGCUUGUAGGCAUAAAUUACAAAUAUGACUAUGACGCUGAUGAAACCGUCCUUACCAUAGCCAUGGGUCACAGUCAGGAAAUCAUAUCCAUUGUUGGUUGUGUCCUAUCAUUGUUCGGUCUGUUUUGCAUAUGGUUAACAGCCAUUUGCUUUAAAAAAUGGCGUUCACAAUCUUCCAAUAUGUUGCUAUUAAAUAUUUGUCUCGUCUUGACAUUGAUCAUGGCCUACUUUAUGAUCAUAAAUGUGCCUGAUUUACGUGAUAUGUUGAUAGAUGCAACCGAAAUCAUGCAUUGUUAUGCUGAAGGUGCCAUCCUACAGUAUUUGGUUUUAGUGCUAUUCCUUUGGAUGUUAAUCAUAGCCAUUUUGCAGUACCGCCGCUACGUAACUGUUUUCGGAACCGAACGAAGUCCUUGUGAGGUUGCAAUGUAUAUUGCAGGCGCCUGGCUUAGCCCAAUUAUACCUACAGCAGUGGUAGUGUUGUACGAUCCCGAUUCGUAUCUACCAAUUUCAGAAAAUGGCGAUGUCAUCGGCACCUUUUGCUAUCCUUCGGGAAGGAGUUUCUAUUUUGGCAUAUUUCUGCCACUUUGCGUGGUGAUUGUAGUCAAUGUUUGGAUUUUCCUCUACAUUCUUUGCAGUUUAAGGCGUUCACAGAAAAAAUUCAAAUGUUCUCGAGACCAAAAGGAUUUCACUAGGCAGGUGCACCUCGGCAUACUGCUCUUCUUUCUGUUGGGGAUAACAUGGCUAUUCGGCAUAUGCGCCCACAUAUUCAAAAGUCACCUACUGUCAUUUGCCUUUAGCCUGACAUCUACAUUGCAAGGAUUUGUGUUGUUCAUAUAUUUCGUAGUGUUCGAUAAAAGUGCGCGUAGAUCUUGGACCCAAUGCUGUGUAGGCAAAGAUUAUUACACCAUGGAGAAUAUAUCCUCGACGCCAUUAACUUAUUCUAGUUUGCGAAAUUCACGCAAAUCUAUAUAAUCGCAACGUUUGAGAACAACUCUAAUAAGUUGGCUAAUACCAGUUUAAAUGUUCAUAACAUUACAAAAAGUUAGGGUUUCAACGAAGCCUCACAAUUGAAUCGAAAGAUGUAUGAAAUCGAAGAAAAACUAAACUGAUAAACAUAUUUUGUAACAAAUUUUUAGAUCUUUUCUCGAUUUUUUUGUAUGCAC
Stomoxys calcitrans (stable fly) is the source of this 2664-nucleotide messenger RNA. RefSeq names its product adhesion G-protein coupled receptor G2-like. Lineage: Eukaryota; Metazoa; Arthropoda; Insecta; Diptera; Muscidae. The record is from RefSeq and is a predicted model, not a curated record. The transcript is spliced from 2 exons. Gene Ontology annotation, biological process: adenylate cyclase-activating G protein-coupled receptor signaling pathway; cell surface receptor signaling pathway. Gene Ontology annotation, cellular component: membrane. Bases 32 to 2473 code for a protein of 813 amino acids. Gene Ontology annotation, molecular function: G protein-coupled receptor activity.